AUGGCAUACGCCGUGAUGCUGCUCAAGGAACACGUACUUGACGAGCACUGUUGCGUGGAGACCAUACAACAUCAUCGUAUCGAAACUGCGUUGUUGCGUUGUUGGAUGGCCCUUGGGAGUCGCAUCAAAGAAACAAGAGCGCGGUCGGGAGACUCGACGGAGACGCUUUCGACUUUUGAACCAAUCCCAAAUCGAUCGAGGACAGCGCUGUCGAAAUUUGAGCGCGACCUGCCCAUCUGCUUCAAACAGGGCAAGACGAAGGAGGCUGUGCAAAAGUGUGGGGUCACGACGCCGUCACUCCUCCUCAUCACAACAUCACCAGGCAUUCCCGUUCACAACGAGAGUUGUGGAGGAGAGGAGAAGGGUGCCGCUAAUCUCCCCGUGCCCCCCCUCCCCUCCUUAACAAGAAAUUACGGAAGCGAGCCAGAGUGGACCAGUUACGAAGUUCAGUUGUCUGGGAGUGAGAACGAUGUUCGGUGGAGAAGCUUCGGCGGUGGUUCUAAAACCUGCAGCGUCUGUGGGCUGCGGUCUGCCAGAUGA
Molecule: messenger RNA, 540 nt
Organism: Sodiomyces alkalinus F11
Lineage: Eukaryota; Fungi; Ascomycota; Sordariomycetes; Glomerellales; Plectosphaerellaceae
Exons: 3
Coding region: 1-540 (179 amino acids)
Source: RefSeq, a predicted model, not a curated record